Messenger RNA from Fonsecaea nubica, 360 nucleotides. RefSeq lists its product as hypothetical. Lineage: Eukaryota; Fungi; Ascomycota; Eurotiomycetes; Chaetothyriales; Herpotrichiellaceae. The record is from RefSeq and is a predicted model, not a curated record. The transcript has a single exon. Bases 1 to 360 code for a protein of 119 amino acids.
AUGUCCGCGCUGCGCUCAGGUAAUCACAACCAAGCUAUGGAGCUGCCCCUCACCCUUUGGAGGUCACUGUAUACUGACAUGUCGGCCGUCUUCGAUAGCUGCUACACCUCCAUCUGUGGCGACAGCAUCCCCUCCACCAGCGAUAUCAUGUCCCUCAGCUCGAAGUACUGCGGCGACGGGGGCGCGGCGGCAACAACCACAGGUACAGAAACGGGAUCAGGAUCCCAGGCCAGUGCGACGGCCUCGGUCGCCAGCGCAACGAGUAGUGCUGGUGCUGGUGGCAGGGCUGGACAAAAGGGACUUUCGCAAGAGGUCUUUGUCGUCGCUGUGGUCGGGUUAGUCGGUGGUGCGAUGGUCUAA